CACCACUCGUAGACGUAGAUAUGUCACAAAGUAUAUACGGUCCACUUCUAAUCUUAGCUACCUAUCCAGAUCUUCUCCACCUGCCCUCUCUCUUUCUAUUGGGCUCUGGAACUGCCAGUCUGCUGUGAACAAAGCAGACUUCAUCCCGGCGUUUGCAUCCCAUGCUUCUCUUCACGCCCUUGCGCUGACAGAGACAUGGAUCCUCCCAGAGAACACUGCAACUCCAGCUGCUCUCUCCGUCAACCACUCGUUCUCUCACUCACCCCGCUCAACCGGGCGAGGUGGUGGGACAGGUUUGCUCCUUUCCCCACAUAUUAAAUACACAUCCACCCCACUCUCUGUUACUGCCAAAUCAUUUGAACACCAUUAUGCGAUGCUAACUGAUCCUAUCAAAGCAUUUUUAGUUGUGCUCUACCGCCCACCAGGGCCGCUAGCCGACUUUGUGGAGGAGCUGGACAUGCUCCUCAGCGUCCUCCCGGAUGAUGGAACACCGCUGAUACUCCUUGGGGACUUCAACAUCCACCUCGAAGGAACGCAGGCCGUCGACUUCAAGUCUCUUCUGACUUCCUUCGACCUGAAGCUGCUGAACACACCGGCGACCCACAAGGCAGGAAAACAGCUCGACCUCAUCCUGACACGUAACUGUAUCACUGACUUAACCUCUGUAACCCCACUACACAUUUCUGAUCACUCCUUCAUCCAAUUCUCUGUCUCUCUCCCCCCAACCCCUCCUACCUCCCCUCCCCUCGUAACUUUCCGCCGCAACCUCUGCUCCCUAUCCCCCUCCCAUUUCUCCUCCAUUGUAACAUCUUCCCUCCCUCCCAUUGACGAGUUAUUGUGCCACCCCACUGACACUGCCACCAACACCCUGUUAUCCACACUAACUGCAUCACUCGACACUCUCUGUCCCCUGUCAACCAGGCCUGCGCGAUCUUCUCCCUCCUGCCCGUGGCUCACGGAUGUGAUUCGUGAAGAACGGUCCAUCCUUCGGGCAGCUGAGAGGAGAUGGCGCAAGUCCAAAGACGAACAACCUGCUUGACCCCAACCAAUCGGGCUUCAAGACUGGCCACUCCACAGAAACUGCCCUCCUGUCAGUCACCACGGCCCUCCAGUCUGCCAGAGCGGCUUCGAGG
Molecule: messenger RNA, 1133 nt
Organism: Osmerus eperlanus (European smelt)
Lineage: Eukaryota; Metazoa; Chordata; Actinopteri; Osmeriformes; Osmeridae
Exons: 2
Coding region: 374-1039 (221 amino acids)
Molecular function (GO): catalytic activity
Source: RefSeq, a predicted model, not a curated record